AAUUGACACAAUCACAAAUGAACAUUGAACACGUCAAAAUUAGUUUUUUUCCUCCAACGAGUGAUACGAAACGAUGUUUUGAAAAUGCAUUUGUUGACAAUAAUGCGAUUUCGGAGUACCUAGAAAACUCGCGGAGUGUUAUUCAUGUAAAUUUUAGUGUAUGGACGUGUUAAGUGUAUUUAAUUUCAAUGAAAAUGAAGGCUGUUCUAGCGACUGUAAUCACCGUAGCCCUCACUACGGUGGUGAUAGGCAAUGCCUAUUACCAGAAGAAACAAUUUUACCCAUCCGUAGUUUAUUUAACCAAUUCAAACCCAUCCAUGGCUGUAAUGUACUUACAAGCCUUUAUACUGGUCUUAUUGGUGGGUAAAAUUCUUAGGAAAAUCUUCUUUGGCCAACUCCGGCCAGCAGAAUUUGAGCACCUAAUAGAGAGAUCCUGGUACGCCAUCACUGAGACAUGUCUGGCAUUCACAGUUUUCCGAGAUGAUUUCAAUCCUAAGUUUAUAGCACUAUUCACUGUUUUGCUGUUCUUGAAGGCAUUCCAUUGGCUCGCUGAAGACAGGGUUGAUUAUAUGGAGAGAAGUCCAGUGAUAGGGUGGCUGUUUCACGUGAGGAUCCUAAGUCUCUUGAUGCUUCUGGCCCAGUCGGACUUGUAUUUCAUCCACCAUGCAUAUUUAUUUACUGCUACCAAAGGCCCAUCUGUUCAAUUAGUCUUUGGAUUUGAAUAUAGCAUACUUAUUAUAAUGAUUGUGAAUAUUCUAAUCAAGUACGUCCUCCACGCUAUCGACUCCCGGUGGGAGGCGCCCUGGGAGAGCAAGGCGGCCGUGCUGCUCUACACGGAGCUGGCGAUCAACUUCCUCAAAGUGCUGCUGUAUGUAGGCUUUGUGGCAGUCAUGGUGCGCAUUUACACACUGCCACUCUUCGCCUUCCGUCCUAUGUAUGAAACUAUGAGAAGUUUCAAGAAGGCGUACAAUGACGUGGUACUAUCGCGGCGCGCUAUCCGCAACAUGAACACUCUGUAUCCCGACGCGACGUCCGAGGAGCUCGCCGCCGCCGACAACGAGUGCAUCAUCUGUCGUGAGGAGAUGCAUAGUGGUGCAAAGAAACUGCCAUGCAACCACAUAUUCCACGCGGCGUGCCUCCGGCUUUGGUUCCAACGCCAACAGACCUGUCCAACGUGCCGUCUCAACGUGCUCCGCGCCCCGGCUCCGGAACAAGCCAACCCCAACGCGCCGGCGCCGCACGCCAACGCACCGCACGCCAACGCGCCCAACGCUAACGCACCUACGCCGCCGCCACCCGCUGCACCCGUCCCACCGCCCUUCCCCAACAUGCCGCCGCCACCGAUGAUGGGUUGGGGCAUGCCACCGCCGCCGCCUCCGCGCCCCGCGUCGCUCGCCAGCCUCACUGUGGAGGAGUUGCAACGCAUGGAGGGCACUGAGAGGAGGAACAUCGAAGCACGAUUGCAGCUGCUUCGCGAGAUACAAGCCAUGCUGGACGCGUCGGUGCUGCUCAUGCAGCAGUACUCCAACGUGGUGGCCAACCUGCCCCUCAACUGCUCCAACGUCGCUACGCAAACUGAAAUUAUCCGAACAGAACCUUCCCCGGAGCCGUCGCCAGUGAAGGUGAAGACUGAACCAGACGUGGUGCCCACCACGUCCACGUACAGGCCCACUGCUGGCCCGUCCACGAGCAGGGAUGAUUUCAGCUUCGAUGCGGCGGAAACCACACUAGAUUCUAAUAGGGAGAAAUCCGACGCCGACGCGGAAGAGCUCCGGAGACGUCGAUUACAAAAAUUCAGUACAGAAAAGUGAAUGUGCUAAACAAACAAUUGUGUCCCACUCUCCUUACUUGCUAAUUUAAAUGUACAAAGUGUUUUGGUACGUGCAACUUGCAAGCAUUGUGUAUUCUAAUCAAAUGUAAAUGUAUUUGUGUCCUUGUAAAUAUAUUUGGAUAUAUACAUGAAUACAUUUAAAAA
Messenger RNA from Maniola jurtina (meadow brown), 1975 nucleotides. It is a transcript of the gene sip3, whose product is annotated as E3 ubiquitin-protein ligase synoviolin. The record is from RefSeq and is a predicted model, not a curated record. Gene Ontology annotation, cellular component: cytoplasm. The coding region runs from base 189 to 1811 and encodes 540 amino acids. Lineage: Eukaryota; Metazoa; Arthropoda; Insecta; Lepidoptera; Nymphalidae. The transcript has 11 exons.